UAUCAUCUUCAUAAUCAUGUUUUUCAGUAUAAUGAGUGGUGGGUCUAUGCAUUCUGGUUUGGUUGGGCUUGUGUGCCUGGCCAUUGCCUCUGCUAUUUGUUGUUCAAGUGUUGGAAGCUCCAACAACAUCAUGUGCUUGGAGAGUGAAAGGCAUGCUCUUCUCCAGUUCAAACAAGGCCUUGUGGAUGAGUCCAGUGCUCUUGACUCUUGGAAAGGUGAGAAAGAUUGCUGCAAGUGGAGAGGAAUAGCAUGCAACAACCAAACAGGUCAUGUCAUCACUCUUGAUCUCUCUUAUAGUUAUUACCAUUCCAUUAAACGGAGAGGUGAAAUUAGUCCUUCACUACUUGAAUUGCGAUAUCUAAAUUACUUGGACCUCAGUUAUAAUGAUUUUGGAGGAAUGAUCAUUCCCAAGUUCAUUGGCUCUCUGAGUCAACUGAAAGAACUCAAACUUGCAGAUGCUAAUUUCAGUGGACCUAUUCCUCCCCAACUUGGAAACCUCUCUAAUUUGCACACUCUUGAUCUUUACCAUAACCAAGUUGUUAGUCCUGAAAAUCUUGAGUGGUUAUCUCAUCUUUCUUCCUUGAGAUACCUGAACAUGUCAUAUCUAGAUUUGUCAAAGGUUGUGAAUUGGCCACAAUCUUUAAGCAAGCUCACUUCGCUGACCGAGCUUCAGUUAUCUUGGUGUGAGCUUCCUGAUGUCAAUCUAAGAUCACUUCCCUUUAUUAAUUCUUCCACCUCUCUUCAACUCCUUGACCUCUCUGGGAACUCUCUUAAUUCUUCAAUAUUUUAUUGGAUAGCCAAUGUCAGCAGCAACUUUGUCCAUAUUGAUCUGUCUUGGAAUAAACUUGAAGGUGGGAUACCAAAAGGCAUUCAAAACUUAUGCAGCUUAGAGUCGUUGACCUUAUGGUCAAACCAAUUGUCUGAAAACUUUGAGGACUCUGUUAAAACCUUGUCUUGUGCUGAGAACACACUUGAGACCGUGGACUUGGGUUUUAACCAAUUUUGGGGAUCGUUGCCAGAUUUGAAACGUUUUUUUAAGUUAAGAAAGUUAUAUCUUUCCAAUAAUCAACUAAAUGGGUCUGUACCCAAGAGUGUCGGGCAACUCUCUAGCCUUGAAAGCUUGUAUCUCAGAGGGAAUUCUUUGAGUGGUGUCAUAACAGAAGCCCACUUUUUGAACCUCUCUCGUUUACAGUAUUUGAGUCUUUCUGGUAAUCGUUUCUCUAUCAACCUGAGCUCUGAUUGGAAUCCACCAUUUCAGCUUUUGAGGUUAGAUAUGUCCUCUUGCAAGAUGGGACCAGCUUUUCCCAAGUGGAUUCUAACGCAGACAGAUCUUACUGAUCUUUAUCUCUCUAAUGCUGGACUAUCAGGAAAACUGCCGAAUCUAUCAUCGACAAGCUUGUUUACUCUCAACUUGUCUUCUAAUCUAUUUUCUGGCGCAUUGCCAUCAUUUUCUCCUAUGCUACAAAGGCUGUAUCUCUCGAAUAAUAGGUUUUCAGGACAUUUGUCUUCCUUAUGUGCAACGCAGUCUCCAUAUUGGAUGUAUCUUGACAUUUCUAAGAACCUAUUGUCUGGGGAGCUUCCUAAUUGUUGGAUGCAAUUUCAAAGUUUGUAUUCAUUGAACUUGGGAAAGAAUAAAUUAUCUGGAAAAAUACCAAGCUCAUUAGGCAGUCUACAGGGAAUUGGGAUAUUGCGGUUACAUGAUAACAACUUUUCAGGAGAAUUGCCUUCUUUAGAGAACUGUACCGGAUUAUUGAUGGUUGACCUUGGCAACAAUAACUUGUCUGGAAAGAUACCAACAUGGAUUGACCAAAGCCUAAAAAACUUGGUGAUUCUACGCUUACGGUCCAAUGAGUUCAAUGGAAUCAUACCCUUCUCCCUGUGCAGUCUAGCUGCCAUUCAUGUUUUGGACCUCUCUCACAACAGUAUUUCAGGAGGCUUGCCACAUUGCUUCAAUAACAUAACCUCGUUGCCUACUAAUACUGGAGUUGGUGAAAAUGUGGAACUUGUGUGGAAAGGAAUAGAAAGAGAGUUUCCCAAUCUUAUAGGUAUGAGAAGCAUUGACAUUUCAAGCAACUAUUUGAUUGGGGAAAUUCCGCCAAGUAUAGCAAGUAUGACAGAGUUGAAAUCUCUGAACCUGUCUAGAAACAAAUUGACGGGAAAGCUUCCUGAAGACUUUGGUAACAUGAAGAUGUUGGAAUCUCUUGAUUUGUCAAGAAACCGGAUAUCUGGAAGAAUUCCAUCAGGCACCCAACUUCAGGGUUUUAAUGCUUCUCAAUAUAUGGGAAAUCGUGGACUUUGUGGACCACCGCUGACACAAAGUUGUCCAGGAGAAGGAACUGAAAUUGAUAACAAAGAACAUGAUAAUGAUGGUCUCAUAAGCCUGGGAUUUUUUAUCAGUGUUGUGCUGGGAUUCGUCACUGGAUUUUGGAUGGUCUGCGGCAGUUUACUGCUUAAGACUUCUUGGAGAUAUGCUUAUUUCAGAUUCCUGGACAAUGCAAAAGACUGGAUUUAUGUCAAAACCGCUGUGUACAAGGCAAAACUGCAAAGGUGACUUCAAAGAU
This is a messenger RNA of Rosa chinensis, 2561 nucleotides long. Its product is annotated as receptor-like protein EIX2. Bases 17 to 2551 code for a protein of 844 amino acids. The transcript is spliced from 2 exons. The record is from RefSeq and is a predicted model, not a curated record. Lineage: Eukaryota; Viridiplantae; Streptophyta; Magnoliopsida; Rosales; Rosaceae. Gene Ontology annotation, molecular function: protein binding.